UCUCGGGAGUUACUGUUCGUGAGACUCACGUUGUCGCUGGAAAAGACGAACAGCGUAGGAGGGAGACUUCUUUCAAGUAAUUUUUUUAAUGGAGUCCUUUUCUUCAAGUGAUGACGAAGAUGAAACUAACCCUGAGAAUAAACGAAUGGAGAAUCUUGCUAACCUGCUGUUUCAUAAAAUGAAAAAUGAUGGUAUUAUAGCAAAGCUUGAAAGGCUAGAGGAAGAAGAAGCAGAAAAGAAAAAGAUAGACAUAGAAGAGGAGGUAAUAUUGGAUGACCAUCCACAUGCUCUACCUGAAGACAAAGACAAGGAAGAUGAAGGAAGCAGCUCAGAUGCAUCAGACUUGGAUGACCAUUCACAUGCUUUAUCUAAAGAAAAAGACAGGGAAGGUGAAGGAUGCAGCUCAAAUGCAUCAAAAUUACCUGAAACAAAACAGAAAUAUGAAGAUAGCAACAAAGGGAAAGAGAAGUACAGCUGGAAUCCACCUACCAUUGCUGAAAUGCACAAACAUCAAGCUGAAGAGGCACUGAAGGCAUCAAGGCUCGAUGCUCUGCAGAAGGAAACAAGUGAUUUUCGCAUGCUGUCUGCAAGACAGAAGAAGAAGCUGUCAAAGUCAGAGCGUGCUAAGUUGAGUAGCAAAGGCUGGGGUGGAAUGCACGCAAAGGAGGAACCAACAGAUGAAGAGAAGCUAGACCUGAUGGUGCUGAAGAUGAGGGGCACAGUAGACACCCAGCGUCAUUACAAACACACAGAUAUCAAAGCUCCAAAGUUUUUCCAGUUUGGUACAAUAGUCAGUGGAGCUCAAGAUUUCCAUCAUAGAAUCCCCAAGAAGAAACGAAAGGCUACAAUGGUGGAAGAACUCAUGGCAGACAUGGAAUUCAGAAAGAAAACUAAGAAGAACUACCUGGAAGUAAUGGAAACCAAGCGACAAGGCAAAGCAGCAUACCAAACCAAACCUCCCAAACGAAAAAAGAAAACCAAAUAAAGUAUAGUAUAAACAAG
Pomacea canaliculata is the source of this 1002-nucleotide messenger RNA. Its product is annotated as deoxynucleotidyltransferase terminal-interacting protein 2-like. Gene Ontology annotation, biological process: RNA processing. Lineage: Eukaryota; Metazoa; Mollusca; Gastropoda; Architaenioglossa; Ampullariidae. Bases 89 to 985 code for a protein of 298 amino acids. Gene Ontology annotation, molecular function: RNA binding. The record is from RefSeq and is a predicted model, not a curated record. Gene Ontology annotation, cellular component: nucleolus. The transcript is spliced from 7 exons.